Messenger RNA from Tachysurus vachellii, 9884 nucleotides. It is a transcript of the gene rims3, whose product is annotated as regulating synaptic membrane exocytosis 3. Gene Ontology annotation, cellular component: cytoskeleton of presynaptic active zone; presynaptic membrane. The transcript is spliced from 7 exons. The coding region runs from base 201 to 1151 and encodes 316 amino acids. Lineage: Eukaryota; Metazoa; Chordata; Actinopteri; Siluriformes; Bagridae. Gene Ontology annotation, biological process: positive regulation of synaptic transmission; regulation of membrane potential; regulation of synaptic plasticity. The record is from RefSeq and is a predicted model, not a curated record. Gene Ontology annotation, molecular function: small GTPase binding; transmembrane transporter binding.
UCCCCCUCCCUGUGUGAUUUUGCGGCUGUAACUCUGCGCGUCUCAGCCACACGGCAGCAUCUAACCCGGAGCGCACAGUGAGGACAAACUCUACAUAAUGACCUGAUAACCACGGGGCGGACUCACAGCUUCCUCUGACGAUCCGCUGCAGCCUGCUUUUCACCGAACAAGUUCCCUGCCUACAGGCCACAUACAGGCCCAUGAUGCUCAGCGGUUCAGUGGACGUACCCAGCCCUGGGGGCAUAAGUGUGGCAUCGGGCCGCAACGUGAUACGCAGCUCAAGCAUCAGUGGCACCAUGUACAGCCUUGAGAAGAGCCCGUGCAGCACCGUGCCUGACACUGGAGGGACUAAAAAACGCCGCUCCAGCCUCGGGGCUAAGAUGGUGGCCAUCGUGGGGCUUUCACAGUGGAGCAAGAGCACACAGCAACUCAACCAACAAGACGGAGCGAACAAGAAACUACGCAGCACCAUCAGGAGGAGCACGGAGACAGGAAUCGCCGUGGAGAUGAGGAACCGUGUGACGCGGCAGGGCAGCAAGGAGUCAACAGAUGGAAGCACUAACAGUAACAGCUCAGAGGGAACUUUUAUCUUCCCUACCACCCGACUGGGCCCUGAAAGCCAGUUCAGCGACUUCCUGGAUGGCCUAGGCCCCGCCCAGAUCGUUGGGCGUCAGACAUUAGCCACACCCCCAAUGGGCGACGUCCAUAUUGGAGUGAUGGAUCGAGGUGGUCAAAUCGAAGUGGAGAUCACCCAAGCCAGGGGUUUAACGCCUAAACCAGGUUCAAAGAACAUUCCAGCAACGUAUGCGAAGGUUUAUGUCCUGGAGAAUGGAGCAUGUCUCUCCAAGAAGAAAACCAAAGUGGUGAAAAAAACACUGGACCCGACCUACCAGCAAACACUGCUGUUUGAUGAAAGCCCUCAGGGGAAAGUAUUACAGGUGAUUGUGUGGGGUGAUUAUGGCCGAAUGGACACCAAGUGCUUCAUGGGAAUGGCCCAGAUCCUCCUGGACGAGCUGGAUUUGUCCUCAAUAAUUGGGGGCUGGUAUAAGCUGUUUCCCACUUCCUCUCUGGCCGAGCCCAGCAUCGGUCAGCUGACCCGACGCCUCUCCCAGUCCUCACUCGAGAGUGCCACCAGUCCCUCAUGCACCUAAAAAAAGCCCUUUAUCUUCUCUCUGUGUCUUUAGGGUCCCAUUCUCUUUUUUGUGCAAUUCAGUCUUAAAUGCAACACAGUGAGUGGAAAAGCAUAGGUUGCUAUAUUGUCCAACACAUACAUACAUACAUACAUACACACACACACUCCAUUCCGUCAGUUCCGUCAGUUCUUAUUGUGUCAUUAUAAUAUAGCAGGAGACGAGAGUUAAAUCACACACACCAUUUCUCCCACAAGCUGGAAGGUUGCUAAUCCAGAAACUGGAAGGUUGCUAAUCCAGAAGACACACAGACACACACAGAAAUCAACAGUCGAACGUGUAACAAAAUAGAGAAUUUGAUUGUUGUUUGAUUUGAUUUGACAGUAAGAUUUGGCUUUUCAGAUUUCUCUUUCUCUCUAUCUCUCUCUCUCUAUCUCUCUCUCUAUCUCUCUCUCUCACACACACACACGCACACUCACACACAUACACACACUUUUCAGAAGUUUUAAAGAUUAUGUAGCAUUUAUACAUGCGCACAUCUUAAAGAGCAGCAGGCUUAUGAUCAUCACGCUUACGAUACCCACCCCACCUCACAACGAAAAAAAAGAGUUUCACUUCUUCUGUUUUCCUAAAACUCUCUAUGCCAAACCUGCUCAAAUGUUUGUUUUUAAAACCAAAGCAAUUCUUCUUAUAUGUAGUGUUUGUAGAGUAUGGAUAUGUAGCAGAGUCAACGACUUUCGGUGAGAUGCAAAAACAAAAAGAAAAAAAGAUCUUUAGAGUGUAGAGUCUAACGUUUUCACAGUCAGAUCCAGAAUGGCUUCGCCCUUGAUAAAGAUAAAGCUGUGGGAAAUAAACAGAACAGAUGACAUUUUAAAAUCAACUCAAAGACAUAUUAACUUCAUGUCACAGAAACACAGCUGUCAGACAGACACUUUUCUUUAUACAUGGCUGCGACCUCCAUCAACAAGCACACCAGCGCUGAUCCUUUCCCUUUAAUUACCCAGAAUUUUCGAGAAGGAUUUAUUCGCAUUUCUUCAACAGAUUAACAAAUUGUCCCGAUUUUAAUUCCUUACAUCACGAUAAUUGCCUUCAGCACGGUUUACAUGAUGAGAUUGCCUUCCCUGAGCCUAUAAUGCUGCGCUCAAAACAGUCAAAAAUUUCAUCCCUUAGAAGACAACGUCUUUGUGCUGCCUCUAGGCUCAGACUGGGUCGGACGUUUAUCUCAGAAGCACAAACACUGCCCAAAAGAUUCUCCUCUAGAAGUAACUUCUAUCUUAAAGGGAACUGUUAUUUAGAUCAUCAAGUAUCCUCGAUACAUGAGUUAUACAGUACACAGUAUGUGCAGUAUAUAGCGAUUAAUCAUAUCAGUGGUGGACAAAUCACAAGCUUCUUCAUUAUACUGUAGUGAGUGUAAUGAAUAGCUGGAUAAUUAAAAAAAAAAAUGAUCAGAGGAAAAAAAAGCACUAUGAACUUUCACCAAGUAGUUUUUACUUAGUAUAUCUUUACCCAUGACAUGUUUCUAUAUGGUCUAUUGUGAAGUCAAAUACUAAAGGCUACAUUCGUUAUUUAAAUAAUAAUUUCCUGGAAACUCCAGGGUUGGAGGAUCGAUUCCUGUCUCCUCUCUGUACUUUAAAGGUUUCCACCAGGUACUCUGGUUUCCUUCCUCAGUCCUAAGACAUGCCUUGUAGGCAGAUUGGCAUUGCUAAAUUGUCCACAGUGUAUGCAUGAGUGUGUGAGUGUAGCCUUUGAUGGAUUGGAUGUUGCAGAUUCCCUGAGACACUAUGUAUAAUAAGUGCUAAAGUAAACGGAUGGAUGGAUAAAUAGAUGCAAUAAAUUUCCUUAUACAGAUGAUUUAUUUACAUAAAAAUAUACAACAGUGCAAAACUGUCCAACACCUCUGACAUACAGUGUAAUUACUGUAUGGCUAUGAAUCUUCCUCUCCACAAGCAUUUAAGAAAGCGUUAGAUUAGAUAAGUUUGGGGUUUAUUCAUAUGUAAUGUUUCUGUUCGACCAAACCAUGGCACCGAGCAGCACGUUAAACCGGAAUAAGUUUUAUGAUUUGUCCAUUUCUGUGUACGAUGAAGCAUAUUCCAGCUCCACAGAUCAGUUCUGCUCAUUGUAAAAUGAUGAUUCAUUCUGUAUUCAAACACAUUUUAGUUCAGUUUUAGUUCAAAACUGCAGAACCUUAAAAACUCAAAUAUACACCAAGGUUCAGAUUUUGGUCAGAAUAAAAAACUAACCUAUAAUAAUUCCAUUAGUCCUGAUGAUAGAGUUUGAGUCAGGUGUAUGAAACGAUUUCCCCUCAACAAUUACACCAUUUUUACUUCACACAGACUAGUUCUUUUCUUUUUUUUUUCCCCCUCAUCCUGUUUCUGAUGCCAAAAUGUGCCUCGGAUGUAACAGGGAGUUUAUUUUUAGCAUCAGAACACCGUAGCACUUUCUCCAAGUCCCAGUGCCAUUUAGGAUUUGAUGUUUAUAGAUUGUUGACAAUAAGGGCUUUUUUCUUUUCCUGGUAGCACUUUGUCCUGAUGGCAAAAAAGAGACCACAUCUUACACAUUUUCAUAAACGUCAUGAAAUACCAACAGACUUUUAGUUAUCUUCCAUUUUGAUUUCACUUCAUUAUUUAUUCAUAAAUUUUUUGACAUGGGUCAUUAUAUAUGCUGUAUGUAUCUAUCCUUUAUGUUUAUCAAGGGUGUUUCUGAUUCAGGAUUCGAGGGGUGACUGUCAAGACGCACACCCCCCACAAACACACACACACACACACACACACACACACACACACACACACACACACACACACACACACACACACACACACACACACACACUCUUCUAAAGGGCAGGGCUCAACUUCACCAGUCAGGUUAUUUAAAUGCACAUAAUAUCUGUUACAUAUGGUAGCAUAAAUGUAUGAAUUCAAACAGAGGACAUUAUAUAUAAAUAUAAAAUAUAGAUAUUAUAUAAAAAUAAGAUAUUUGUGUUAAUGUAUUUAUUAUCUGCAUGUUUACUCACAAAAAACAAUAUAAAGUGUUGUUUUAAGCUUGCCUUUAAACGCAUAUAGACUAUAUAGACUGCAUUUAUUUUGCAGAUGCUGUCGUUUUCUUUCUCUUUUUACUUUUUCUUUUUUUUUUUUUGAUGAAUGUCGGAUCUGCACUGAAGGGUAGCUUCAUGACAAGGCUCUGUUCAGUUUCUCCGGCUGUAAAGUGAACCGACGUUCAACCGAACAACUAAACCAGCAGCUCGAUUUGUAAUACAGAAGAGCAAAAAAAGUGUCAUGAACAUGAAUUCUUAUUAACAAGCACGGUGGACCUCCUGGGGCGGGUUUUGGGACGAUGGAGCAUUUUCUUUCGACCAGCAUCUAGAUCUAAACGUCUAAAGGCCUUAUCCUGGAGGUCAUAAGUGGAAAUGAAUAUCAAUAGCCUGUUAAUCAAAGCCCAAGACUGAUGGAUUUUCUCAGUGAGUUCUUUAAAUGCUGGGAUUGUAGCUAAACAGUUCAAAUUGUCUUCUCCAAUCGGCCUUAGGCACAAUGGAGACUUCUCAAGAUGUUUCUUGUUUGUUUUUUUUUUUAAAUGUGGUCCUUCUUAUAUGUCUUAGAUCUGGACACAGGAUUACAUGUGUUGAGUUUUUUCACAUCUCUUGUAUCAUCGCACAUAUCAUUCUCCUCAUGAAUGUCUCAACAUUUACUUUCUCACAUGUGUUCAAGGAUAAAAGUCACAAUUAAGGAAGUUUUUUUUGACCAUUUUCCUUCACGGUCAAAGACACUACUGAAAAUUAAGCUUGGUGUUUACAGUGGGGAAAAAAAAAACCCACAUACUUGAUUAAGACAUUUAAAAUUUGUUUCCUGCAUCGACGUAAUAAUAUUAAUCAGAAUCGUAAUAAGUGUGCUAUGUUUUGAUUGAACGGGAAGUAAGUUAAUCUACUCUGACUACAUCACUACAUUUAUGAAAACUUUUCUAAAUAAGAGAUUUAUGCAUUCACAAUGUAUGAUCAUGACACAUAACGUUAUUCCGAUAGACAGGAGCAUUCGCAAGAACCGAUCUGAAAUCCUCUUGAAAACUGGUCUGUGGUUCACUUUAUCAUCAGCGUUUCUGAAGGAAUACUUCUAUGUGAACACAAACCUCAAAUUUUAAGCUCCGCCCCAAAAUGAGCCCAUGUGAAAAAGCUCUUACUGCUCUCUUUCUGUUCUCUCACAUGAAACAGUUUAUUUACCUAUUCAGAUAUUUCUGUACACAGUGACAUGAUAAUGUUUAAAUCAGAAUAUCCUAAGACAAACGCACAUUUGGGCCUUUUGCUUUGUUUACACUUGACCUGAAGGCCAAAAAGACUUCCAUAAGAGCUUAAAAGCUAAUUCGAAACAAAUCGGCAACAAUAUUAGCUUUAAACCAAGCUCAAGUCUCCAGAAUUAUUUGCUGUCUACAUUUGUUUGUCGACGUCUUUUGGCGAUUUUCUUUAAAGCGUCAUUACAUUUUAUAAGAAACAUGCUCUGUUGGACAAACAAGCUUAUAUACAAUCCUAAAAAAAAAAAAAAGAUUUCAGGGUUUCUUUUAAAGUAUCACCAUCCUCUCCCCUUUGACAUUCAUGUCGCUAAUACUCACAGAACCGAGAUCAAGAUCUAGAGUAUAACUUUCUUACAUUGCUUCAGUAAGAAGUGUGUGUAUUUAAGGUUUAAUUUUAUUACUAACUGAGAAGAAACAUCUUUUUUUCUUUAAUGGUUCCUAUCUGACUGUACUUUCUCACAGCUGAAUGUUUUGUCUGAAACUCUGAAAACUCUAUUAUUAGAUAUUACUAUUUUUCCAUGCGUUUUUUAUGUAUACUGGGCACUUGAGAUUGUACAUGUCCUUUACCUGUAAAUGGAGUAAUCACACACUCUUAUUGGCCUUGCAGGUUUUCAGAAUUACAAGAGCAGAUAACAAACACUGAAUGCUUGAAUACUUGUAUACUAGUCAUUUUUUUUUCCUUCAGGUCUAGUAAUUGGUUUUGUUGUGUUGGAAUCGGAAACCUCUGAGCUUUCUCUUCCUGUCUUGGUCAUUUCUGUAGUUUGAAUGUGUUGCACUGGGAUGCAGUGGGCACCAUGGAUGCAUCACAGGCCCAGGGUUUCUUCCUUGGGUUGGGUAAAUGCUCGAAAGUUGCCCUGACUUCCUCUCUCCUCUUUAAAACAUGCAGGAAGGUGGAUUAGAUCAAUUAAAUUGGCUUGAGAUGUGAAUGAGGCUUGGCAGCCCAUCCAGGGUGUAUUCUCACCUCACAUCCAGUGUUCCUGGGUUCCAGGCUACAGAUCCACCAAGACCCCAAUCGUUAUUUAUGUCUAUAAUGUCCAUAAAUCCUCCUGGAUGCUUUAGGUAAUGAUGUAUACACUGUACAUAGUGUACAUUCUGUAUUCAAGUCCACACUAACAGGGAAGUGAAAGCUGCAUGAUUUUGCAAGCUUGUUUUAAGAACGCUGUUUGUAAAGCUAGAGUUUUGUGUAGUUCGCCUCUGCCUCAGUGUGUUCUUAAUGCUUCAACCAGAAAAAAGUAAACAAAGACAACACUUUAAACUUUAAAGCGAUCUACUCCAGACUGAAUGAUGAAUCACAAAUUGUUUACCAGUGUGAGGAUUACAGUGCUGAGGUGACACCGGUUUUAUAUGGCUGCCCAUAUAGAGGAUGAGCUUUGUAUUAAAAUGUGGAACUAUUGAGAACUAAGGUUACUAAUCUCACUAAAGUUACAAUAGUGUGACAGACAGUGUCAUGGUUCCUGUUUUUUCUUAUGACUUAAUCGAAAUGAGAUGAGACUCGCUUGUUAGAUUGUUCCAGAUUUUUAAAAGAGAUCAGGGUUGUAACGUGAUCUUGUGUUUUCUUCUUUUCAAAUUUGGUCCAACCCUUUAUCUAGCACUUUCAUAUCACACAAUACAUAUCAACCAAGCAGAGAGGAUAAAGACUAACACUUGCUUCCACUGAGACAUGUAGCUGAAGCCAGCCAACUACACGUGAGCCAAAAAAACCUCAGAGAAAACAGCUGUCUGCCCUCUUACACAUACCUGAGCUCACAGAUACCCACAAUGGGCUGGUUUUGCUCUGACUGACUGGUGAUAUUGAAUCUCAUCCUUAUCACCCAGAGAACAAGGCCAGGUUUUCUUGGACUUCUGGCCAGAUAUGUUGGUGUCCGGAUUUAGUCAUCAGGUUUCUGCCCUGUUAAGGCUUUGAGAGUUCAGGUUAUUGCUUGUGGCAUUAUAUAUAACUGUAUUUGUUACAAUCCAACAAAUUCACCGUUCCUGUGAAUUCAAUGUGAGAAAUUUAAAAGCCAAUUUGCAGAAGCUUUCCAAGCUCUAGUGUUUUACAAAAGAUUUCUUACUAGAAUUAACUGUAGCAAGAAAUGUUUGUCUGGAAUAUGUAUUUUCACUGACUGGAAAUGGCAUGACAUUGAUGUAUCGUAGAAUAUUUAGUAGCUAAUUAUUUAAUUAGUAGCAUGGAUAUCAUUGUGUACUACAUACAGUACACCCGUUCAGCCGGUUAAACCCUGACAAACCAUAACAUAUGGCUUUUGGUAUACGAUACAGAUACGUUUAUAAUGUAUUUCAUUACACUCGCCCGUUGCUUGCGAUGCACUGUGGGUUGUUCACAGUAUUUUGACCACCGAAACUUGUAAAAAAAAAAAAAGUUUGAAGUUCUAGUAUGUAGGACAGUUUAUAAAAUACACAAUGUUCGAGUAAGUUCUUGGCUCGUGAGAUUCAGAGACUUGGUGUUAGGAAGCUGUUGGGAUUGUUAGUGAUGAAACCCUUUCUAUUUUUGUGAGGUUUCCCUUGCUAGCAUGUUUUAUAUUUGUUUGACUUUCCUGAUUUCUAGAUCCUGAUGAUUUAUAUACGGCUUAAAUGCUCAAAAUUUGGAUCGGUUUGGAGUUUUACACCAAAUGGCAGGCCUUUUCAAUUGUUUGUCACUUUAACAUGCGUUGAGCUAUCGUGAGAUGUCGUUUUAUUUUUUUAAACAAAACCGGAACAGGGAGUUUUGUAGAGAGGAAGAGUGUGUCAGUAGAUGAUGGAAGAUUUUCUUAUGCCUGUAUGUUUUCACGAGGGCUUUGUGAAGUCAUUUAUUUGACUUUAUUUUGAAGGUGUGUUAUUGCUGUGCUGGAAUCCUAUUUGAUCGAUUUAAAGGCUUGAGUAUUUUCCUGUGAUGUAUCUGUUUGCUAACAAAGAUUGAUGAAUGUAUUAAUUUGAUUAGUACUGAAAUGAAAUGAAGUAAUUGAAAUUGCUCGAAAACCACCAAUUUCCACCUCUUAAAGACUGCGGAGGGAUUUUUAUUUCAUUUUGCUGGGUGUUUUUAAAAGCGCUUUUUAAUCUCAGAUCAAAAAUGGAUCUUUUUCUGUUUGUAAUCUCUAAUCGAGGGUCUGUAGGGAUUAUAACAUGUCAUAUGUGUCAACAACAACAUAAUAUGAAUUUGGCUCUUUUGUAGCAUGACUUUGCCUUCCGUUCAGUUUGCAAUAACCUCUAAAAGACGGUCCGAAGAAAAGGUCGGGGUUUAGGCUAAUUCGGUUCAGUUUUGUGUAUAAACCCAACUCACAAUAAUCCUUUUGUAUUCAUUUCAUUUGCACUAUAUCUAGGAUUUUAGAAAAUCACUUUAAGUGACAGGAAACAAUACAAUGCACUCAUAUGCUCUAAUGUUAAUUUUUCUAUCUAGGCAGCCUAAAUAGGGACACAAAAUAAGGCUUCUGCACUCUAUGUAGUGCACUAACUUCUUACUCCCUAUGUAGGCAACCUAUUUAGGAUAAAAAAUAAUGGCUUCUACACCGCAUUGCAAUGCAGUGCGCUAUAUGUUUAGUAAGAAGUCAUGUGUUUAUGACAUCAGCCACCUAUUUUUGGUCAUAUUUAUAGUAUAAAUAGCGCACUAAUGGACAUGAAUCAUAACUAAAGCUAUGUUCACACAUUCAGAGAUUUAUUUAUUUAUUUAUCUAUUUAUUUUUGUUUAGGUAUUCUUGUUACUGAUUGUCAUAUCAAUAAGUCCACUUGGUCUUUAGCUACAACUCAAAAUGUCUGCAGUGCAAUGUAGUGUUAUUACAUUAUAUAACAUAUUAUUUCAAUUGACUGUUGGUUGAGGUUAUUAACAGCAAAGUUUUUUUAAAGUAGCAAAAGCAAAAAGCAACAACAUGGAGUUUGUCUGCUUGUGUCUAGUCUUAGUCCAUCAGUCAUUGCGAGUCUUUUUUUUUUAAGUGUUGUUAAAAAGAGCACAAAAAAAAAUGAAGGUGUUUUUUUUUUCCCCUUGUGCAUGUGGAAGGAUUUUAAAAGUACAAAUACUGAGACAGAGCAUCAACAGAAAUGUAGCUUCCCUUAAACACAACACCUGGUCAUGUUAUGUAUUAAAGCUUUCACUGAUGUGCUGAAGGAAGUUAAAAGGGAUCAGUCUUUAACUGGAGCUAGAGAGGAGCUCAGGUGUGUGGAAAUUGUGAUUAAGGUACACACACUCACCACUAAUCUGUCUUUGUGCAUUGUAAAGGGGGUAACAAAGUAGACUACUGAAAAAAAGCUCACAACUGAAAUGGAAACACUAUAGGAAAAGGAAGCUGUAAUUUUCUACUUGUGCUUUGUAAACGUUUUCUAUGUGCAGUAUUUGAUAAUGUAAAACUGGUAUUUUUGUGGUUUGUACGCUGAGGAAACGAUGAUUUAAGGUGCACGUAGUUUUUUAAGAAAACUAGAAAGGAUAAAAAAAAAGUUUCAAAUCUGAAGCCUGUAUCUGCAUGCCCAUUGAGUGCUGGAGGAUGGAAUUCAAUAAACUUUUAUUGGAAUCAU